Molecule: messenger RNA, 1241 nt
Organism: Lolium rigidum
Lineage: Eukaryota; Viridiplantae; Streptophyta; Magnoliopsida; Poales; Poaceae
Exons: 4
Coding region: 37-1005 (322 amino acids)
Source: RefSeq, a predicted model, not a curated record
CCUAGGUCGAGACAGUCGAGGUCCAAGGAGGCGACGAUGGAGUUCCCACCCUUUGCUGAUGGUUUCUCUGAGGGUUUCCCAGGAGGAUCUGAGGGCGGGUCUUCCAGUUGGGCGGCGCCGGUGCCGGUGCCGGUGCCGCCGUCGCCGCCUCCGCCGCCGCCGGCGCGUAAGAUGGCGCCGGCGAGGAAGAGGAUUCCGGGUAGGUGGAAGAGGCUCCCGCGCGUCCGGACCCCAGCCAUGGAGGCCACAAGGGUGGCCAUGCAGGCCGUAGAGGUGCUGGGGAUCGUGGAUUUUGAGGAGCGGAACCGCUUUUACCUGAAGAAGGCCGAGGAGCUGGAGGCAAUGGACGCCGACGACUGCGACUCGGAGGAAGCCAAGGCCACCUUCCUGAUCGCCCGAGCCCAGGAAGUCGCCUUAUGUCGCAAAAUCGCCAGAACCAGGCCGGAGGAUGUGGUCCUCCGCCCCAUCGAGCUCAGCGACACCAAGGAGGAGCUGGUCACUGCUGAGGAGAUGGAAGCACGCUUCGCUGGGCGCAAGGUCUCUCAUGUAGCACAAUUACAGCACUUUGCUCAACUUGCCUUGAACCAUUAUAAUGCCAGAAAGGCAGAGCACAACCAGUUUGAUCUAUCUCAAGCCUUGACAUCCAACUGCUUCUCUGAGGCUUGUGGAACGACAUAUGCCCAUGUCAACUUCACAGCCAUUCCCCAGAACAAUCAGAGCGAUCAGCCGAUGAAGAGACUCUUCUUCGCCGAGCUUAUGCUGAUUCCAGAGCUCCUGUCAUGUGAAGAUGCCGAGCCUAUGAAAGUGCUUCAAGUCUCCACUAUUAAUGAUGUUCCUUGUUUUGGUGGAUGCCACGAGAUACGUCGCAGGAUCGAUCACAAGAUGAGGGGGGUUAUGGAUUACGAGCGCUGCCACGCGUGCCGCGACAUUCUCAAGCAUCCAAAAGGAGAGACCUUCGAUGGAGGGCAUAAUAGCACCAGGAUGCCGUACUUCUCUGCAAUUUAAGUCUGAAAUGGCCGCAGAUUGAAAACUAUUGUCAUGGGUGGUGCGACGAGAUAAGUUAUUGUCAUGUGUGCUGUCUUGGAUGCUUUCAGAUUAGAGGGUUAUAUGAAUAGUUCGAAACCAAGUAUGCUUCAAACCGGUGCUGGUUACCCUUGUGAAUCCUUCUUGCCCAUGACUAUAUUAUCGCAUGAAUCUUCUUUAGAACAAGUAAUAAUAUUAUUGAUAAUCUCUGCAUUGUA